UGGCUUUGCGUUUGGCCGGAGCAAGGAGUUGCGUAGCCAGGCAAAUACAAAUUUGCCCUCGUUUCAAAAAAGAAAGAAAAUCGAGCCCAGUCAUAAGUCUGUGGCACAGACUGAAGGAGCAUUGAUUUGAAGACAUGGCGGACGACAAGGACCCCUUGAGACAGCUGAAGGACCUGGCAGAGCUUAAGGACCAGCUAGAGGACAUUCAGCGGCGUGUGGAGAAGGAAGUACAGGCUGGGAUCCCACAGGGUGGCAGUGUGCUGGCCUCUCCUUUCCUUAAGGGCUUCUUGGCAGGGUAUAUCGUGUCUAGGCUGCGAUCCUCCGCGGUUUUGGGCGUGAUCCUUGGGACUUGCACAGGCGUCUUUGCAGCUCAAAACUUUGGAGUGCCCAACAUCGAGCAAACCCUGAAAGACUUUUUCAACUCUCUAAAAGGACCCGGCAAAUAGCAGCCCUGGUUCUGGGGGAGAAGAUGGAUCACUGAACCAAUAAACCACCCCCUUGCCCCCUCAAAAAGAUCAAUUGAAUUACCCCACUCCAAAGCCUUCAAUUUUAGAUUGCAAAAUGGUACUGAACUCAGAAAAAUGAUAUGUGUGUUUGUGAGGAGAAAUGUAGGAAAAACCAACAUGGUUGCUUGAAUUAUGCAUCACAUCUUUACAAUCAUCUCUUGCAAUGUGUGCAAUACUCAUGGAGGGACUUAUAUUUUGUAUAUUAACUGGAAAGAUAACAUUGUUCCUUUUAUGCAAUGGGUUCUUUGUAGGGGGGAGGUUUUAUUUUCCUCAGGACAGCUUUCUAUUUAGUCUUGCUUGUAGAUCAACCAUCUAACCUUGUUAUUAUACCCAAAUGAUAUUUAUAACAUACUGUAGUACCCAUAUGUUAAACAUGACUAUGAUAAUAUUAUGUCAAUAUCUACUAAUCUGUCCCUAGCAAGUUCUCUGCCUAUGUUCUGACUUUUAGGUCACUGUAAACCCAUAUUGACCUGCUCCUAGUAUACCAGUCUUUAGUGUCUGCUUGAUAGUUCUGUACACUGAGUACAUCACAAUGCAGUCUAUAUAAUGGUACACAGGGACCUCUACAGGGGAACUAUCGACCUGCAGUUUGCAUCCAUGUUGGUCAGGUGGUCCUGGCAGGGGUUCCUGUGAUUUAGCAAAGUAAAUCCGUAUACCAACUGAUAUAACCCUGGACAUCUGGAUCAGGCAUUGCAAUUAUAUUAAUGUCCAGUACUGCCUUCUCAGCCAGGACGUACUACAUGGGACAAGUUUCAGAUUUACCACAAUACUUGUUUACUAGGCCCAAUCUUGAGCCAUGCACUAUUAGAUGAAUGAUAUUGUCCUUAGAGAGUGGGUUGUAGUCUCCUAGCUCAGGGGUUUUUCAAACCUCGCUUCUGGGACCCCCAGCCAUUCCAUGUAUUUUAAAUAUUCCACACCUGGUUCAACUAAUCAUCAAGCCAUUGAAUCGGUGAAUCAGAAUCAGGUGAGUUAUUUCAGGGCUACAUUUAGAAACUUCUCGGGAUCCCCGAGGAGAGGUUUGAAAACCACUGCCAUUAUCACCAGACUGACAGAUGUUGGAGAGCCUAAUGGAAUGAGAUGCGUCACUGUUAUUAAUGUUCUCAACAUUAACAUGCAAUCUAAAAAACUGUCAGGAACAGUGAAAUGAGAAGUCACCAACACCAGAGCAUUUAUAAUUGGUUUUCCUUUUUUUCCCCCAUACAUGACGUUUGCUAUGUCAGGUGAUGUAUGUUAGUCUGUUCUUGUAGUGACAAAAUGGAGUGGUGCAUUUUCUUUUGCUUUGGUUUGUACACUUGAAAUGGUAUGAAACUUCAAUUAUAUGGCAGCCCUUUAAAUAAAGUGUUUCAUUUCAGUGGCA
Coregonus clupeaformis (lake whitefish) is the source of this 1863-nucleotide messenger RNA. Its product is annotated as SLC35A4 upstream open reading frame protein-like. Lineage: Eukaryota; Metazoa; Chordata; Actinopteri; Salmoniformes; Salmonidae. The record is from RefSeq and is a predicted model, not a curated record. The transcript has 4 exons. The coding region runs from base 135 to 446 and encodes 103 amino acids.